This is a messenger RNA of Orussus abietinus, 4731 nucleotides long. RefSeq lists its product as uncharacterized. Lineage: Eukaryota; Metazoa; Arthropoda; Insecta; Hymenoptera; Orussidae. The transcript is spliced from 23 exons. Bases 1 to 4731 code for a protein of 1576 amino acids. Gene Ontology annotation, cellular component: cytoplasm. Gene Ontology annotation, biological process: activation of GTPase activity; regulation of small GTPase mediated signal transduction. The record is from RefSeq and is a predicted model, not a curated record. Gene Ontology annotation, molecular function: protein binding; GTPase activator activity.
AUGACGGCGAUUUGCUUCGUGUGCAACCUGCCCAUCCUGAGUCAUCAGGUGGGCCUGGUAUGGCAAGGCGGAAAUGGAUGGGACGACCUCGUUAGGGAACAGGUGGAGGAGUCGACCUUAAAGCAACGAUUAGGGACUGGGCGAAGGGACUCGGCGGCUCAGAUAACGUCCAUCUCUCCACCAAAUGAGCUCCAGGAGUCAUCUCCAACGAACCAUGGUCGUCGGCGUUCCUCCAUCGCCCAGCUGACGGACAUCCUUCGGGAAUGGGGCGGAGGAGGUGGGUCCGGGAAGAGCGGGAAGGGCAAGCUUUACAGACGAGAAACUCUGGCAGACAUCGCCAAGUCGAUGCCCUGGUCCAGACAGCAGACGACGGAUGCCAGCCACCUGGCUAGCCUCCGGAAACGUAGGGAGAGUUCGGUGGACAGCGGCAUCAGGAGUCAGGUGUCCACCAAGUCUCGUCGAGACUCCGCCAUUAGCGAUUUCAAGAACGACCUGGCCAGGCUCUGGAGCAGGAAGGACUCUCAGCAGCAACCUCAGCCUCCGCCAACGGUCAUCGCCCCUUCGCCCAGAAGAGGAUCGGGAGAGUCGGUGAGGACUUCUAGACGCGGGUCUGGCGAAAGUGCGAAAUCCAGAAGAGAUUCCGUCAUUGGUGGACAAACUCCGAGUCCAGGAGAACGAAAACACAAUUGUCGCCAUCAUAGACGCAAGUUGUCUCAACAGUCUUUGGAAGGUGGAAUUACCCCGACAAAAUACUAUCGAAGUGACCAAAGGCCAAGUGCUUCCAGUACCGAUAGUGCUGCCAGUGCUGCAGUCAGAGAACAUCUGGAGAACCAGAGGAGUCUGUCGGAUAAGAGCGAGAAAGCCAACAGCAUAGAGAUGAAGACUCAUCCGAUCGUUCCGGCAUCGGACGCGAAGAUGAUAACUUCGGCAACGGAGACCACGAAAGCCGUGAUAACUCCAGCGGAUUUGAAAGCUCCCGUCCCCACGACGGAGCCGAAAAUCACCGGUGCAGACAGCAAAAGUCUAUACCUCGACGCCUCCAUCACGCCUCCAACCAUCGUGAUGUCAUCGGUGACACCGCCGACGGUCUCUCCGGUUGCCGGAAGCAGUCUUCCUCUGCCCGGUACAUCGACUUCCGGAAGUUCCAGCCCCGUGGGCUCGCCCAAUGUCAAUAACACUCCUACUCAUCCUUUGCUCGCUACUCGAAGGGACUCCACCACCCAGUGUUACUACAAGGCGAAAGAAGUUUCGCCGAGUAAACUGUCGAGGCUGACGAGACAAGCAGCAGCUAUGGAGGAAUCUUUGCCACCAACUGGUCGACGUGGAAGUCAACCAACCCUUUCACCAGAUCCAGACGAUGGAGGUCGCAAGGCCAGAAGGGAUUCGCUCAGUCCAGACUCAGCAUCUUAUCCCAGAAGACGAGACUCGAAGAGUCGACUGAGUCCUGACAGAAGCGCCGAAAAGAGGGACAUCAGUCCUAUUAGGCAGAGAAAGAGGCAACUGAGGAGACAAUCUACAUCGAUAGCUGCAGGUCGACCACCGAGGUCACCAGACAGCUCGUCGUGCUCUUCAAGAGACCCCAGUCCCUGUGCUCGUGCACCGAGUAGCGUUCCACAUGCACCUGUAAUCAGAAGACAAUCUACAACGGAAGAAAUUCUCAUCGCCCGUGGUUUUCGUCGACAGAGUACCACCGAGGAAAUGAUACGAUGUCGCAAUUUUCGUCGACAAAGUUCUCAGAGUGACGACACGGUUCAAAGGUAUCGAGGCCGUAGAGACAGUUCUGCUCAAAUCACCGAUGGUACCUUCGCCACGAUGACUGUGGAAACGACGAGCACUUUUUUCGACAGUAGCACCCAAACCGAGCCGUCCCCGCUGUACGACAACAAUCACUACCACGAGGAGUGCCUGAGAUGUAAUAGCUGCGGCCUGAACCUAACCGGACCCAAUCAGAAACGGGCACGACGGUUCAAGAACCAUAUCCUUUGUGAUCUACACUUUGCCGACGUGGCGCUCAUGGAGUGUUCGGACUUCAUGCAGCAGUUGCGCAGCUUCAAGCCCCAAAGUUUAGGCUGCGCAGUUGCAAGAAGGAAGUCUUCGACGACGCUCAUCUUCCCAUUGCCACCACAAGCCUGUUCAGAUGAGUUCUGCCAGGAGUUCCCACAUAACCUCAUUCCGACCCCGGGUUACUGGAUCGAGUGCUCUCGUCAGCAGAUUACUGCCGACACUAUCUGGGAUGAGAGCGAGAGCGAUCGCGAUGCGACCGAUCCGGAACAAGCCGAAGAGCAACCGGAGGUGGAGACCGACGAGACGCCUCGGAAGAAGACCUCCAUCGAGGAACAGUGGGAGAAGAAUCAAGGCUUCGAGUUGACCUCCGUAGAACAGGAGACGUAUGAGAAAUAUUUCUAUGGGUCGGAGCAUUGGAAUUAUUUCACCAAUGACGACGAUCUGGGUCCGGUGAUACUCAGUAUCAAGCAGGAGACCAUUAAUGGCCGCGAUCAGUUCAGGAUAUUAGUCAGGGCUAUCAGCUACACUGUCCAUGGGCUGAUUCCUGCCAGCUGUGUGUUUGCCGACAGGUACAAUCGGGAGGAAGUGGUCAGGAGCCUCGGCAAGGAGGUAAACAUAAAUCCGCCCUUGCGAUUGGGACAACUGCCAGACACCCCGGAAGAAUUGCUGAAGCUCGACCAAGUGUUCAUCAAGUCUGAAUUGAAGGUCGGCGUCAUUUACGUGAAGGAAGGACAAUACAGCGAGGAGGAGAUCCUCGGCAACAAUGACAACUCCUUCCUCUUCCAAGAGUUCCUUCAGAUACUCGGUGAUAAGGUCAGACUUAAAGGCUUCGACAAGUACAAAGGUGGCCUUGACAACGUGCACGACCUCACGGGACUCUACUCCGUCUACACAAAUUGGAGGGGCAUCGAGAUAAUGUUCCACGUGUCCACCUUGCUUCCUUUUGAGAAGAACGACCCGCAAAAGCUCCAGAGAAAGCGACACAUCGGCAACGACAUCGUGUGUGUCGUAUUUUUGGAAGCUGACAACACGAGUUUCAGUCCAGCGUGCAUAAAGUCUCAUUUCCUUCACACUUUCAUCCUUGUACGCGUAAGUCCUUUAAACAAGAGGAAAAUCACGAAGUACGAGCUGUCCGUCGUAACUAGGGACGAGGUCGGGGCUUACAAGCCGUAUCUCUGGGAGCAAAGUGUUUUUGAGAAGGGUCCGAUGUUUCGCGAGUGGAUUUUGACGAAAAUCGUUAACGGAGAACGUGCCAGCUAUUCCGCCCCGAAGUUCGCCAGGAUGCAGGAAAGGACUAGAAGUCAAAUGCUGGAGGACAUUGUCGCCAAUUUAACGAACCACGCGGAAACUGGACAAAUUCCCAAACCCUACAGACGUGGUUCGUGGAGACCAAUUGGUCACAUGAGACCAUCCUCCCCUCUGCUGGACUCGGUUCGGGAUCAAUUCGAAAAUUACGAUCAACUCGCCUUGGACUUUACAAAAGCUUUCUUGAAUAACGAAGCGAAUAGCAUCCUCAAUGCAAAUCUCUUCGACGUCACCUUUCUUGUAUAUAAACCGAACAAAUCUGGACAACAGAAAGAGAAAGUCAGGUUCAUCGGUGUUCGAGCGAUACUUGGUGUUCGCAGCAGAGUCUUCCAGGAAAUGCUGUACGGGAUACAGACAGGAUUUGGGAGUCCUCAAGUCAGCGUUGCCGAUCUACUAGCAAAACCUGCACCAACCCUGCUCAAUGCUCCAACGACGAAGAACACGAAUUUCCUUCAAGUACCUGACAGAGAAAGUCCCAGGCCCAUAAGUGUGCCCUCGUCGCCUAUGGUGAAAAGGGCUUUCUCGAGGCUGGGCACCAUCACUGCUGUAUGGGGAAGAAGCAUACGGAAGCAUGGAAGCGGCAACACCCUGCAGACAGAAGACAGGAAACGUUGGACUAGUUCGCAGGAUUGCAGCAAUAAAGAAAGCAAGGAAAAGGAAAAGGCCGCCCAAUCACUAGCCGUUCCACGAUUAAGCGUUUGUGCGGAUGCACAGAAAGUUGACCGAGCCAAACUUGCGCAAACUGAGUUCGACAUCAUCGAGUUCGAUCCUGACACGUUCAGGACGUUGCUGGACUACUUGCACACGGGCUCUUGUCCAUUGACUUGCAGCAACAUUCCUGGUCUGAUCUGCGCGGCGGAGCAUUACGACCUACCGGAAUUACUCCAGGCGUGUUUCCAUCAUGCCAAACAGUUCCUCAGGAUCGAUAUCGUUUGCGUGAUGCUGUGUGCUCUGGAGAACUAUUACUGGCGGUACACGUCAGGUUCGGAGCUGCUGAACAUGAUCCUCUCCUUUGUCGAGACGCGGGCCUACCAGCUGUUCCAAAGCCCGGAUUUUCUGACUCUCAGCGAAUCCAUGGUGCAAAUGAUAAUGUCCUGCGGCCUGGAGGUUGUGGAGAUCAAGAAAUUCGAGGCCAUGCUGGGUUGGGCGAAACACAGGAUCAAGUCCCAAUCCUUAAAGUCCGACGCCAAGCUCGAGUUCAAGUGCAUCAUGGAUAGGCUCAGCAAAGAUUUGAAGCUCUACAGGAUAACGCCGCAGGAGCUCAUCAGGAUCGUCCUGCCUUCGAAAGCGAUAGAGAACGAGAGGAUCCUCGAGACCCUAAUGUUCCAGGCGAACUCUGGAAUCUACAGGAACGUCGAUAGUUACCUGGAAGCCUAUCAGGAGAAAGUACAGAAUCAGGAGAGUUUUGACUGCGGCUUGUAG